ACAUAUCUGGAUUGCAUGUGGUUAUAUUUUUUGAUUUCUGAAGCACGAUUGAUGCAGUACAGGUGGUCUGAGCCGAGCCAACUGUUCCAUACAAAAAUCUGCAUGUCGCUCACAACAUUUUUAGGACAUAUUUUCGCAGGCUCUCGGGAAUUUAAAACAGCCAGAAGCUGUUUUAUGUUGUUAAAUGAAGAUGCAUGACACUGUGUUUUAACAAAAGUAAUAGUCUACAGGCAUGAUAGUGAAGCUGUAAUGAGGCAUAGCAUGAAUAUCUGUACAUUACAUCACCUACUAACUAACAUUAUGCUAAAACAUAAAUAUCAAUCAUAUCAAUCAUAACCUGUGGCUAAAGUUAGUUCACUGCGAUCAAGUGACUUUUCACUCUGCAACCUUUUAGUGCUGUCAGGGGUCUGGUGGGGAACCUGGAAGUAUGGCUCUUAAUGAGCUCAUUCAUCCUCUCACAGGCUCUUCUGGGUAAAUCCCUGCAGAUCCAGACAUGAGAAAUGGAGUCGCAAACGUGGCUCUGAUAAAAUAUAUACAGCUUGAUAUUGCAAACAAUAACAGGAAAAUAUCAGGCACUGCUCGAAGUGAUCCUGUCUGUAGUAUUGUGCAGACAUAAAUCACUGAGCAUGUCUUUACAUUGUUUUUUUCCUCAUGAGUCAAGUAAUAAUGAUUUAAUUGUUACAUUACGAGGCGCCAGAGAUUAUUAUAACAACACAAAGUCCAGACCAUGAGACCACAAGAGGGGGCAGUCAGUCAGUAUGGCUCACCACCAUUACAAACCAACAACAAGUUGUGUUUGGAAAUUAAAUCUAUUUAUUCAAGAUGAAUGACAUCAGCGAUGCCACUACUGCUGCCAUCAGUAUGACUGAGACUCACUAUUACAGUCUACAUGUGUCAUCUGUCAAGCACUUUUAACUGCACUAACCUGUAUGAAAGGUGAUAUACAAAUGAAGUUUGAUUGAUUAUGUCUAUGUUAUCAUUGUAAUUAUCUAUCAUGAGUCUGAAUUCGUUCAUUCAUUCUCCUGCCCGUGCGUUUGUUCUUGCCAAUAAAGGAAUUAUAAGCAAAAUUAAUCGGAUAACAGCUACUUAGCCAUGAUAAUCCUGUUGUCUUCUCCGUGCGGUCUUCUCGGUCGGGAUGAAUAACGUACCUGGGCUCAUCCAUAGUCAUAAUGACAGAGGCUGCCUAUUGGACGGGUGCGCAGCGCUCACUCCAUAAGCUGGUGAGCAACCGAUCAGCGCAGAGACGCAGAGGGAGAGACGAAGGAGCAGAGCUCGCUGGCUUUGAUAUGAGUGACCGGUUAGGGGGAACACAGACUUGCAGUUGUGCUGAAAUGUGCGUAAAAGGCGCGUUUUCGUUUUUACGCACGGGUAAAAGUUUCAACAUAGGUAGCUUGCUGUUGAAAUUUCCACUUGAAUUACCUCUACUGAAUUCCUGAGUUUAUGAUUUCCACGACAUUGACGUUUUCAAGUGAACAUUCCGCAGAGCACAGUUAUGUAAACUGCAGCGGUGAAGCUUUCUGAAACUUUCUUUUAUUUCUUUACAUUGUGCGCGGGAUCUUUAUCUUUGCUGUGUAUUGAUUUAGGCUUAGAUCCAGCGGUUUAGUGUGACUUUCGGUUUUAAACAGCAAAAUGGAUCCUUUAUUCAAUUCCACCGAUGUGCCAAACUGGACCACCAGCUACAACGACACCAAUAACGGGACUGUAUACUGGAACCAGUUUGUGCAGCCAGUCUGGAGAAUCGUCCUCUGGGCCAUUGCGUACAGUUGUAUAGUUAUUGUGUCCGUUGUAGGUAACAUUACUGUGAUCUGGAUUAUUAUAGCGCAUAAGCGCAUGAGGACCGUCACCAACUAUUUUCUGCUGAACCUGGCGUUCGCCGAAGCCUCCAUGUCCGCCUUCAACACGGUCAUCAACUUCACCUACGCCGUACACAACGAGUGGUACUUCGGACUGGUCUACUGCCGCUUCCACAACUUCUUUCCGAUCGCGGCCGUCUUCGCGAGCAUCUACUCCAUGACUGCCAUCGCUCUGGACAGGUACAUGGCCAUCAUCCACCCUCUGAAGCAGCGCAUGUCGUCCACAGAGACCAAAGUGGUGGUGGGAGUGAUCUGGGUGCUGGCUCUGCUGCUGGCCUUCCCUCAGUACUACUACUCUAACACGGACGAGCUCCCCGGUCGAGUGGUGUGCUACAUCGACUGGCCCGAGUACAAAAUGUGCGACUUCAAAAAGAUGUACUAUGUGUGUGUGGCCAUCCUGAUCUACUUCCUUCCUCUGCUGGUGAUGGGUUGUGCUUAUCUGGUGGUGGGACUGACCCUGUGGGCCAGUGAGAUCCCUGGAGACUCUUCUGAUCGCUACAAGGAGCAGCUGACCGCCAAACGCAAGGUGGUGAAGAUGAUGAUCGUGGUGGUGUGUACGUUUGCCAUCUGCUGGCUGCCCUACCAUGUUUACUUCCUGCUGCACCAGGACUUCCCUGAAAUGUUUGAGGAACCGUUCAUCCAGCAGGUCUACCUGGCCAUCAUGUGGCUGGCCAUGAGCUCCACCAUGUACAACCCCAUCAUCUACUGCUGCCUCAACGACAGGUUUCGUGCUGGUUUUAAACAAGCCUUCCGCUGUUGCCCCUGCAUCCUUCAAGGCUCCUACGAAGGCCUGGAGCUCAAGUCCACUCGCUACCUUCAGACCCAGACCAGUGUUUACAAGGCUAGCCGCAUGGAGACAACCGUGUCUACUGUUCUCCAGGUUGGGGACGACAUGGAGCAGCCCAAGGUCAAGGCAACAGCGGGUCAAGGGCCUGGUGGGGCUGGAGUCGGUGCCAGGCCACAUAGCUCCUCCCUGGACCUGACCUCGAAUGGGUCAUCGUCCCGGAGCGUCUCCAAAACAGUAUCAGAGACGUCCAGUUUCUACUCCAGUAACAACCUGCAGGAAUAGACCUCAAACACAGGAGGCAUGUUGCUGGAUAUCAGAGAGUGAGUAUGAGUUGACUGUUCACAUUGUGGCUUUUGCCUGCAUCCAUGCAAAAGUACACUGUGAAUGUGUGAGUUGUCUGCAAGUGACUGUGGCUGAGUUUUGGAUGAAUACAUUUCCAGUGUGUUCACUGGAACCAUCAUGUUACCUAAUUUGCAAGUGAGACUAAAUCCCAGUCCACUGAGUACUGUCUUCACCCACCAUGCCCUUGUAUAAAGCACUCAUGCUUCUCACAGCUAAUGAUAAACUCGCAUUAGGAAGUUUGCUCUGUGCCAAAAAGUGAUGAUGAGCAUGUCGACGACAUGAGCACAUUCCAGUUCAAAAGCUAAACUGAAGCAGACGCUUGCGCCUCCAAACUUAACGGCUUCUGCUUGUCACACCAGCCUUCUCUCAGCGCAGAGAAGGUUCACACAUCCUCAAUCACACAAGCUGUGUGACUUCACAGUCUAUUUAGAGAGGAGCUAUAACAUGAGACUAGCAUGCUGUGAACACAGCAGCUUCUCGUUUUGACCGGGGUGUACUCUGCUGAAGAGAGAGCUCUGCUUUUCAGACAGUUCUCUACACCUCUUGUAGAGAAAACCUGGUUUUCACAGGAACUCUCUCUCCAGAGGAAACAUGUUGAAAACACCGGCAGAUGUGUGGUUUCAGUUGAAAGGCUCUCCCAGAAGAGGUGAUCAAGACAGAAAAAAGUAUAAUAAAGUAUAAACCCUGAACUUUGUAUGUGUGAGUGUGUGCAUGUGUGUGUGAGAGCUGAUCAGGACACCAAGUCCAUCUCCCCGAGCAGGAGUUCCUCAGCAAUCCAUUGUGCAACACGGGUGCCUGUCUGGCUGACGAGGCGCUCUGAGGAUCUCCUGCAGCCGUUGCUAAAAAGGUCUGGCAAUCACCUGAAGCGACAGCAGCUUCUGGCUCAGCUUUCAACCGGCUACACAUUGGAUACUGGCUUCAACAGCUGGGAGCAUCAUCUCUGAGAUGAAGAGGUGCUUCAAAUACUGAAGAGGCAACAGCAGACCUCAAGUGAACACAAGCGUUUUACCAGGAGCUUAACUGCCCAAUAUGAAACCCAGAUUCAGUCCCCCAUUACACCAUUAAAGCCAAACAACACCGGUAGCAGAAGGGCAGCGGAUGAUCAAACAGAAUCAAAUCAGCUUCACAACAGUAUUAUUAUGUCCUACUUCCUGUUUAUCUAACCCGCUCCACCUGUAUCAGACCCACGACACCAGGUCGUGAUCUGAAUGUAAGGCAACACUUUCAAAAUGUGAAAUAUUGAUGUGACUCUCAUUAGCUGCUCUAAACCUUCCACCUGGCACUAACAUGCACUCUGUGUCUUAAUAUGAUUCAGCUGGAUUACAUUUACACCUUUUUACCAUUUACCCCUCAUGUUAAUGUGUCUUCAGUACACACGGUUUUAUUUUGUGUGAGUUUUCUUGGUAUUCUCACCUCCGACCUCCUGUCUGGGCGGUUUCAGUGAUCAGUUCUCGCUGUCGCUCCGUCUAAAUGUAAUCCGGCCGUUCAAGGUGAAUGUUAAUAUCAGGUUUAAAGGGCUUUCGUAGAUGUUUCAGCCUGGACUUUGCACAGGCAGCCUGUGUAGCUGUGUAGCGUAGCUGUGCAGUGAUGUGCCUUGCUGCUAAAGCAUAAUGUCUGUAGUAGUGUGAGGGGAGCGGAGAGGGAGCCCGCUCUGCUGGGGUCCAGGAAGAGGACGGUUAGAUGACAGGGGCUACGGAAGCCCGCUGGGACAACUGUCUUUCUGAGUCAAACUGUCUUAAUACUGUGGCAAAUAGUUUAAACUUCAAUGACUUCUUUCAAGAUAGUCACUUGCCACGUUUCAAGCACAGCUUUUUAAAUUUCAUAAAGGAAGUCGAGUUAAUUAUUGGAAGUAAGAAUGUUUUUCUACAAAAACCCAGCAGUGAGCUUAAUAACUAAAUCCACAAGAUUUACAUAUUAACUGUGAGCAGAACAAACACACAGGCUCAUCAACUCUAAACAGUGAAGCUGUUAUCAGACAACAAUAAACACAAAGCUUGAAAGACAACAAGUAUUAUUAUUCUUGGUGAAGUAUUUAAGUCUAAAACUCCUGUUUUUCCGGAAACAAGUUCUGACGACUCCAUUCGUUUUGCCUUGGAAAUAAUUUCAAUAGUCUCACAUCAUCAUCAGGUAGGAUUUAUGAGACUCACUCUCAAAUCAAAUCAUAUUUCAAGAUGGAUAUUCUUUGCAGUGUGCAUUGCACAACACACACAGAGAAUGAUCACCUGACACCCAUCAGUCUCCUUCCACACACACACACACACACACACACACACACACACACAGCACAUUCACCCUGCUGACGCCUGGUCUAUUCUCAGCACACAAAGCCUGUUGUUAUAAAUUCCACUGUCAGCUGACAUGAAACCGAAGAGCAGAUGUGAAGCUACGUGACUUUAUUGGAAUUACAAUGACGGUCAGUAUUGUAUCACUUUAUUCACCGAGUACGAGGCUUACGGGACUUUUUGUAAGUGACAUGGAAACAUAUCAACGACACUAAGCGGAGGGACAACAGGAGGUCACAUUCAGUGAAGAGAGAAAACGAGGGACAUACAACAGACAUUAGAUGGCGUAAAAAAUGUCAUCACAGUUGACAUUCCACUAGUAGAGCUUUUAGGAGAUUAAUAUCUUGGCCAAGUCAGUUCAGUGAUGAGGACAUCAGGAUCUUGGACUCUGUUACAACAGUCCAAAGCUCGAGGUCUAAAGCGUGUGGCGCACGUGCAUUUAGGGCGUAUCCAUAUCCACUUCUGAUCAUUUAAUGGCAGAAAAAAAUUGUGGCUGUGUGAGGCACAUGGUUGAAAAGGGUUGUGCUUAGUCCCUUUAUUAUUCAUGGGGUGUUUUGGGAGUAUCAUGCAAUAAACCAAUCAGAGUGCCAUCUCCCAUUCCCUUAAAAAUCCAGGUGAUUGCACCUCGGCGGAUUGCUGUUAUAAUGGCGGUAUGCUUUGCUCUGCAGAGGAAACGGCUCUCUGUUCAUAGUUGCAGUGCUCGCUCGCUCUCUCUCUCUCUUGUUUUCGAGCUGUACGUAUGUCCAUCCUAUUCUCGUCGAUGCGAUAUCUCAGUAAUGCUUUGAAGGAACUUCUUCAAAUUUGGUACAAAAGUUCACUUCGGCUCAAGAAUGAACUGAUUAGAUUUUGGUGGUCCAAGGUCAAACAUGAAGGUCACGGUGACCUCACAAAAUGAGGUUUUGGCCUUGUGAACGCAAUAUCUCAAGAGGACAUAAAGUGUUUUGGCGGAGGCAUAUAACCGUCCAUCCAUGAUUGGCUGACAAACCUUUGUAGGUGUAGUCAAAUCAAUUCAACCUUCUUUCAUGCAGUUUUUCCACUAAGGGACAUGACAAAAAAAGACAAAAAGCAAUACAAAUCGCUACUGCCUUCAGAUAGUGCUGGCUAGAAACAUGGCUCCACUUUUAGAAUAUCAAGCAUGACAAGUCCUUAUGAGAUUGUAGACAGCUUGGUAUCACUUACAGUCAAUGAGUUAUUAUUGUUUUAAUGAGAAGUGCUUAAGAAGUGAAAUUGGACAGACGGCUGGCCACUGGUAAAAUGCUUCACCUAGCUGUUGUGGUCACUUACAAAACUAUUAUGUUUUUUUUAGAAUAGAUUUGCGGCUGUUUGGGGUUAUUCAAGCUGCAUCCCUGCAUCAAUAAUGCAGGAGGAAGUGAAAAGUUAAUUCUGUCCAAUUGAUUCCUCAAUAUGUUCGAUAAAGGCAACAGCAUCAGAUGCAGCAGUCACAAGCAUUUUGAAAGAAAUGCAGAUAUUCUAGUUAUAGUUCAAUCACAGAGGCUGAGAGCGAGAGAGAGAGGGCCUGGAGAGAGCGAGAGCAUUGUGGUUGAUGUUAUUAGAACACACUCAUCUGUUUACACUGUAAACGAGAGCCGUGAUGCCUCCUGCCCUGAUGGGAUGAUGUGGAGUCAGUGAGCUGGAUAGGAAAAUAUUCUGUCUGUAUAAUGCUGUAAGUAGAUUAGCUCAUGCAGCAAGUGUUCAAGAGAGCAUUUGUGUUUCCUGUUUGUGUUUCCUUGUGAGGACCAGCAGACCUCUGCAGGACAACGAGAUGAGGACCAUCCUCUAUUGUAGGAGAUUUGCUAUUUUUAGUAGCAUUUUUUGGCACCCAGCAGUAUCACUAUCAGUAAAUAUUGAUUAAAAUAACUUAUUUAAAAUAUAUCUAGAUUAAUGUGUAAAUAACUUUUUCACCAAGCUAUGGUUCUGAGUGGAUGCUACGAGUGCUGUGAUUAUAGUUAUUGCCAUGGCUCUAACUACAUGUCUGCUUAGCUGUAGCUGUAAUGUCAGCUGUUGCUGUGAUUGUUACUGGCUGACUUUAACUUUGACCAAGGCAGAGCUGUAAAGCCAAACACUCCCACCAGAACGUGAACUUGUAACAGAUAUGACAGAUGUUGCUAAUACACCACAGGAGUUUGGGAAAAGCUUCACCACAACCCAAUCAAAUAACCAUCUUCACUGCACCUGCAUGUUAUUAGUGUUACACCAUUAAAAAAUAAUGUGUCACAGCCACAACAGCCACAGCCAUGAUUAUAGCAAUGUCAGUAGCUAAAGCCGUGUGCACAGCCACAAUCAGAGUAAGGGCUGCAGUCAGUCAUAAUUAUUAGCCUACGGUUAUCUUAACAUUAGCUGCGAGACUUCCAGCCAAGUGAUCAUGGACACCACAAUAUGAUUAAUCGCAAACAUUAAUUUAAUUUUUAAAUUUUUACUAUGAAAUAGCAUUUAUCAUUAGGUUGGCAUGACAACUUUGUCAUAAACUUUUACCUGAUACAACUGCCUUAAAUCAGCUAAGUUUUGUUUCAGUGCCCCACCUGCACUUACCCCCACAGCCAGCCACAGGACAGGACAUGCUCACUCAUGCCGUGGUCAUGUUCAGUGGCUAUGGCUACAAUUUGGGUCUGGUAAUGACUAUCGAGUGACUACUGGUAGAAUACGUGUUUUUUUUUUUUUAAUAUGUGAACCCUUGGUACGAAGCAAUGUCCUUGUGUGACCCCCCCCCUCACCACCACAUGACACUUGUAGAAGGUAUUAGCACGCCAUUUGAAGUACGAUUCCUCUUAGAUGGUUUCAUUUGAGUAUUUUGUAUAGACCUGAGGUAAAACUACCUUGUUAAAAGAAAGCAAAGCGAAGAUUAGAGAAGACAAUUUUGGUUUUCUAUUUUCUACCAGAGAGGCCAUAUCUGACCUUUUAGCCUAAUCCUGGGACUUUGUUUUGGAGGGGGGUGAAAUGUCUGAUUGCCGCCACAGGCUCCUAAAGAGUUUGAUUUUCUCACAGAGAGCCUUCAUCAGAGGAGUAACAAAGAUAGGUUAUAAUUAGGUUUAGGCUUUCAGGGCUGUAAUUGAUGAAAGGUCCCCACAAGGAUAGCAAUACAAACCUUCCUGCAAGUGUAAAGCAGCUGUUUUCUUUUAAACUACAGAGGACAUGAUUCAGCCACUCUUAUUAAGAUUUAAAAUAAUAUUGAAUCUGAAUCCCACGCAAGUUGUUAUGGGCAUAAAUGACAGGCCUAACAUGAUAUGAUGACCAAAAUAUCCAUUACAGUGUGGCAUCAGCUGUCUGGACCAGAGAGAGGAAUGUAGGAGUGGAGCGAGCAUUCCAAAAACCCAUCUUAUUAUCUCAUCAUCUUUUGAUUUAUUUAUUUUUAAUUUGACUGCGGUACACUAAUCACAACCGGCAAGCCAGGAAUAAUCCCCACCGUGCGUCCCAAAUGCAAAGCUUAUUUCCCGCAUCCUCCCAUCACUUGGACAGGUCAAGUAGAGCGGAUGAAUGGGAGUCUGGGGCUUUAAUGAAUGUGUAAUCAACUUUGUACAACGAGUUUUCCUUAAAUGAACGUACAGCAGGCUUUCGCUGUCUCUGCUGGUCUAACACACACACACACACUCUCUCACAGAGCCGUCACUGAUGUAGUUGAUAGAGUGAUGGAGACAAAAGAUGCCAGCUUGUUGCUGAGAAGAGGCGCCAGGCAGGCGACGCAGCGGGGUGAAUAGCCUCAUCAGCAGCAUCUCUUCCUGUGUUUCUAUCCAUCCCUCGCUCUCCAAUCAUGCUAAUUACAGCAGCGAAGUGGAGAGGGCAACCAGCCAAACACAUACACAAGCACCUCACACACAAGUGUACACAUACACACACACACACACACACACACACACACACACACACACACAACAGAUUGUCGUACUUGUCUGCUACAGUGACCUUUUUUUCUAAGUAUUUUUGAGAGUCAUUCAAGUCAUUCAGUGUCCUCAUGUUCACCGAUGGGUCAUUAACUGUGCACUUCACUGCGAGAAAUAUAUGUUAUUUACAAGAAUGUCUACAUAUUAAGAUGACGCUUCAUCCAGAGUAAGUGCAUCAUGUGAGCCAGUGUAUAAACACCCUGCAAACCUAACUGCAGUGAAGAACAGUCUCUGCAAUAUAUGUAAAAAUGUGCACUGCUGCAGUCAGCCUCAGUAUUGUUGCUUUGUGAAAACACUCAUCCUGUACAAAUGCCUGAACCUUUCCCCCUGCUCUCUUUUGCAAACCUUAUUCUGAAUGUGACAUUUUGAGCUGAAAAGAGAACUUACCUUGAAUUGUGACAUAGAAAUAUCUGUAUCUAUAUUGUGUUGUGAAUUGAAUUCAUCCAUGGAAAGAUGUAAAGUAUGGCAUCGCAGCAUGUUGGACUUUGGACUGUGUGUCCUUGGAAAGAUGCCGACUCUGUGCCAUCAAGAGACAUCUUCUUUACAGUGUGAGUGCCUGUUACAAUACAAAUGGUCAUAUACCUCUGCAUUGCCCCGCUGCACGCUGUGUCUGAAAACUAAAUACCACUGUUUUUGCUGAGCCUGCCACGUGGGUGAGGGUGAGCCUCCAGUUAUUAAUGUAAUCACAUCCACAUGCAUUAGCCUUACUUUAGCCCUGGCAUUUAACACAUGUACUGGGUUUGCCACACUACAGCUUAACGAGAUUUAUUUGUCAAUCAGGAGACUGACAGUCAGUGUUUCCAUAUGUGUUCAAGUAAUUCCGUUUUUGUCUCUGUACUCCUCAGAAAUAAGACUUCAGGUUGAAGGAUGAGGCUGACAUUGUUCCAUAUUUUUCUUAUUAUCAUCAAGUCCUCCGUCUGGUAAUCUGACUGAAUUACCUUUUUUUCCUAGUUUCCUGUUUGGAGAGGAGUUAUUUUCUCUUUUUUUUCUCCUUUUUUUUUGCCUGACCAUGUAGCGAGUAGUGUAUUCAUUCCAUUAAUGUUAUUUUCAGUCAACACAGACGCUGUGAUAGUGUUAGGAGCAGAACAUUAUUCAAGUUGUCAUUUCUGUACGUCUCAAAAGCCUGUACAGCUGCAUCAGACUCGUCCAUGCUUGUUGCCAUUGUCGUGAAGUUAUUCUUUAUGGAUCUGGCUACUAUAGGUCUCUAGGCAAAAUAUGUGGGCAGAUGAUGUUUCCAUUAUUAAUCACACCUACUUGGCUCUUAUUGGUUUACUGUCCCUCCAACCAGCAGAAACAGCCAUCAGAAGGAACAACAUUUCAUUCAGGGACCAGGCUAAACAAAUCUCAUGAAAACACCAAAAACAACAAUGAAUGUAUCCUACUAAUUACGUACUAAUUAUAUCUCUCUGAUAUAAUUAAUUCUUCUGUGUCAUUGUUGUCCAAAAACACACCAGCUUCACCGUUGAACUGGGUGAUGUGCUCCUUCAUUACCAUGAACACACACACUGUCAGGCAAGGCAAGUUUAUUUCUAUAGCACCAUUCAGACACGAGUCAGAGAAAGAAUAGAACAUUAAGAUGACAUUAAAAUAGCAUUCAAAAACAAUAGAAACAAAUUUGACUAAAUAAAAAAUAUUUAAAUAAUUCAUAUCAAGAUUGACUAAAGUCAGACACCUGACACCAUCCUACUGCUGGAAAUACUCACUCACUCACCAACUGUGUAUGAAUCCACAGAAUACAGCCCCCAACAAAUACACGGUUUACUGCUGUUUGAGUAAGACUGACUGCCACAGGGUUUUACAGCAGUGUUAGGACAUUACUGAGCUUUUUCAGAAAAGUGCACCUUCUUCUUUUGAACCAGGUUUUAAAUAAUGGACAGCUGUAGGAACAAGUGCAGUAGAAACAAAUAGGUUUGGAGCUGAGUGGGUGCCACAGAGAGCUUAAAAAAGUCAAAGUAUUGCAAGAAGGAUUAAUGCAUUGUUGGUUUAGGGGAUUUGUUGACAAUAAAAAGAAUAUAUAGCACAGCCUCAUCCUUUAAAGUGCUGACUCUCAGCUUUAAUUAGAGGGUGAUUUCGGUACAUUCAAAUCCAAUCAACCAUGCAGAACUUGCUCUCCUUUGAAUUUUUAUUUCUCAUGGGUACAGAGCUACUAUUCCUUCUGUUCCCUCAAUAUUCUUUUUUUAAUCCCUAAAACACCUUUAAAGCUGAAAGGUCAGCACUUCAACCUCACAGUCAGUGUUUCAUUAGAAUGUGCUGGGAUAAAGAGCUCACUGAUCCUGCGAGCUGUGAAAAGAAACAUUUCUGAUCGUAAACGUGACUGAACAUUAAUACCGUAUGGAUGGAUUCAAAUAUCUUACAGACUUUUCAGACAUAGCCGUGUAUGAGCCCUGCUCUUGUAUUGGUGUUUUGCGUGCUUCUAUCAUGCUUAUUUAUUCCUGACAGAGAAUUUAAAUGUUUCUGUAAAAGUUUAAUCAUGCUUUACCCAUUUGGAAAGAAAACAUCAGUUAACCUUGUGUAUUUUUUCAAUGUGAGUGCUGCUCUGAGGUGACUGUGUAUCUGUGUCUGCCUCGAUCGUUACCUGUGGUGUCACAUUUACUGUACAGUGAGUGUUUUUAUCUGUGCCAAGAUUGGGAUAUCAAUUUUAAUGUCUUCUAUUAAAGAAAAGCAGUCAUGAAAGCAUU
Messenger RNA from Seriola aureovittata, 11817 nucleotides. It is a transcript of the gene tacr1a, whose product is annotated as tachykinin receptor 1a. Lineage: Eukaryota; Metazoa; Chordata; Actinopteri; Carangiformes; Carangidae. The transcript has 5 exons. Gene Ontology annotation, cellular component: plasma membrane; sperm midpiece. Bases 1630 to 2922 code for a protein of 430 amino acids. Gene Ontology annotation, molecular function: substance P receptor activity. The record is from RefSeq and is a predicted model, not a curated record. Gene Ontology annotation, biological process: G protein-coupled receptor signaling pathway; positive regulation of flagellated sperm motility.